Messenger RNA from Dicrocoelium dendriticum, 2640 nucleotides. The record is from the annotation of a GenBank genome assembly. Lineage: Eukaryota; Metazoa; Platyhelminthes; Trematoda; Plagiorchiida; Dicrocoeliidae.
UGUCUGCUCUUGAUCACUACUGGGGCACUGUCACAUAUUUUGGCGGCCCACAGUUGUCAUACUGGCCCGUAGCCUUAAGGAUCACAAGCCUACCUUGUCAUCUGAGGGCGCGGUUUCGAACCUGUGCAGGAGACCGGGCGACCCUCGCAGUAUUCUUAACCCCCGUGCGACUGGUGGUGGUUACGCGGCAGCGAAGUGUUGGUACUGCGUACCGGUGUACUGCUGAUGCAUUUCUGCUAAAUUGUUUACGAGCACUGGUUGGUUAUGACGCGGUAGUGAAAGCAGCAAGGAAGCUGACUUGCCGAUGCUGCCUUAUCUUUGCAUGUAGCCAUACGUUUGUGGUGAUAUAUUGUUGACAAGCUGUGAGUGCCGUAACCCUGAAUAUUUGCUUAGGACAAUAAUGUUUUAUGCUAGUUCCCCCUUCACUCCCUCUUAUUAUCCUUCGUUCCGUGGAUAGCAGUGGUUGUGCAGCAGAGAAGCAUCAGUUCAAAUGGCAGAUGUACUGUUGUUGAUGGUGAAAUACUAAACAUUACAGAUUAUAAAAUUAAAACGUACAUCAAAUAACAGGCUAUGCAUCAGCCUUCACCACCUGAGCAGAAAUUGACGUAGAAGCACAGAAUCAACUGCCCUUCAUCUCUAAAGUGGUUUGCCCUACCAACCGGACAUCUGUAUUGUUUGGUUGUCUCGCUGCCGCUUGAUUUCCGGGGUCAGCGGUGCGGAUAAGUCAGAAAUUUGCGACAAUCGCGAACUGCUCCCGCCUUCAUUUCUUAGGUCCUGCUGAUCUACCAGGCUUUGUUUCAACUCGCGUAUAAUGAUCUUGGGCUCAGAGCCCGUGGUAGAUUUCAUGUACAAUAUAUGCAGUUGUCGAAUAGUUAACCUAGUUUAAACACCGCACACCUAGUUCCUUUUCAGCUCACAUAUCCCAUAUAUAGUGUGGAUUCACUACAUAGAUUAAUUGUUACCCGAGUUCACGCACAAGUGUAAUGUUAGGUUCCUCAUGACAUUUAUCGAUUUUUUUAUCCUGUAUGCUGUUAUGUUCCUGUCAUUUGUACCUUCAAUCCUUUCGUGGAUAUGGGAACGGAGUACACAAAGGUUGUCGACUUCGGGGCUCCUCGUGGGAAAGGCAUUGUCGCCACUCGAACAAUUAAAUCAGGUGAAACGAUCUUCACUGAAAGUCCGUUAAUUUGCUGCCAAUUUUCGUGGAAUCGGCUAUACGGAUAUUUGGCUUGUGAUCAUUGCCUUUGUCCUCUUGAGUCUGCUGAGUUAAACGUUAGGAGACUCACUGGAAACCCACAUAUUGUGUUACCUCAUCCCAAUUGCGAAUCUCUCACUGACGUGAUAAAUCCAUUAAGUUGCCCCGGCUGCAACGUCACCUACUGCACUUUAACCUGUCUGGAAGAGGCAGCUAUCACUUACCACUCCGUUAUUUGUCCGAAAGACGUUUGUCCUUCCAGCAGCCAUCCUAUUCUCCAGCUCGACGAAACCUGGCGACAGCUUCAUUACCCUCCAGAGUCCAGUAGCAUUUUCCUUUUGGUACGUAUAGUUGGUGCCUGCUUGUGUGCCUAUCUCCAUGGUUCUACACCAUCUCAAAAAGUUGUUGCCGCACUUCAGACCUUUGUAUCGUCUACAACUGAACCAGACAAUCACAGUGAUCAUGCCCAUUCAGUCAUCUCGCACAAACUUCUUCGUCCAGAAUAUGUACCAUCCUUACAAAAGUUGCACGACGCCUUUGUGAAUGUUCUUUUUCACCUCACGAGACAAAUUGAGUCUCAUUCCUCUGAGGAUCAAUGCUAUUCACUUCUUCAAAAGGCUGGUUGUAGUGACCUUUUAAGCUUUGAUUGCUUCAAAUCCGCCUUAUGCCUACUCGGUCGAAAUGGCCAAGGCGUCGCGACAAGCUCGUUCAGUCUUUGGGCAAAAGGUGUACAAAUAUUAAUUGCAAACACUGAAGACGCCUCUGAGGUAUCACGCUUUGACGCAAUGUUGUCCGAACUUUAUACUGCAAUGGAAAGUCACUCCGGUGCGUUUUUGGAUGUCGAAGGCGUUGGGCUUUACAAUUAUCAACGUCUUUUGAACCACAGCUGUUCUCCGAACGCAAUGAUUCAGUUCACAGGUGCAAACAGCCGUUUGGCUGUUGUCGCUUUGCAACCGAUCCAGCCCGAUGAAGAAAUCACGAUAAGCUAUUUGGAGAGCUGUCAACAAGCCAGAAGUCGACAUUCGCGACGGAAACUUUUGUCCACAAAUUACCUUUUCUGGUGUGAGUGUCCUCUCUGUGAGGCGGAAAAAUUGCCUGCUGGAUGCGUUAGUGAAACAUCCGAAGAUGAAUCUGAUUCUGAGGAUGGACAGGAUGAAAGUUGUUCCGAGGAAGCACUUUGGCCUUGUCCUCCUUUUUGUUGCUGUUUCGGCGAAUCUCCGAGCGAUGAGAACGAGGAAUUCGUGAGAGGUCGCCCCACUCCAGAGGACGCAGAAUUACGCCGACUUCGUCAAGCCGAGGCGGCUGAGCGCCGAAUCGCUUCCAGUCAGGCCCGUGGUAUAGCUAAUCCUGAAGGAGUUAAGCGCAAGCAACAACUGGCAAUGGAGCAAGAACUUCGAGCUUCAGCUUCUCCAAAUACUGGCGUCGGUCUAAAGUGGAAUGUCGGUUGA